Molecule: messenger RNA, 372 nt
Organism: Heterobilharzia americana
Lineage: Eukaryota; Metazoa; Platyhelminthes; Trematoda; Strigeidida; Schistosomatidae
Source: the annotation of a GenBank genome assembly
AUGGCAAAAAUGCAAUCAUUACAAUACUAUCGGAAUUUGACUGAAAUUCCAGUAAACAUUUCACCUGAGACAACUCAGCUAUAUCUGGAGCGAAACCAAAUCACUAAAAUUGAUCCGAAUCGAAUAUCCCAUCUGAAGAAAUUGCACACCUUAGUUCUAAGUUAUAACAAGCUGAGAGAAUUACCUCCACGUAUGUUUCAGAAAUUAACGAAUCUAAAAACAAUUGUAUUAAGUUACAAUAAUCUACAAUGCAUUCAUCCAGAAGCUUUCCAUGGUUUAUCUAACCUUCGUGUUCUGAUACUUCAAGGAAAUAAUAUCUCCAGUAUACCAUAUGGUGCACUCAAUGAGCUUGGUCACCUAAAUAAUGUGUAA